CUGCCCGGCCACUGUCAUCUGCCAUUCAUGCGGCCCCUCUACCCCCCACAUGGCAUGCACCUUGCGCAGAUGGAGGACUGCGGCAUCUAUGGAGCUCGGAGGGGGCUGAUGGGACGACAGCCGGCGCCAAGCUUGCCGGCGUCAGCUGUCGCGCCGCUCAGGUUCGCAAACCCUGGUGCCUCUGGUCGUCUGACGACAGUGCAGCGGGAGAGCCGCGAUAGCCGCAUGUCGCUCCCUCCCAAGCCGUCACCCCAAACGUCAUUCCGCCCUCCCCUAGUCCCUUCAGCCCCAUUCCACCUGCAGCAGUACGGCACACGGCCGCGCCCAUCGCUGUUCAACCGGCCUCGCGCAUUCACUGGCGCCACGCCGGCUUAUGUCGGGCCACAGACGAGCGACAGGGCGGGGAGAUCAGGUAUUGAGCCGGCGCGGCGGACCGUGGGUCCUGAGGGCGUUGAAGGAGAGCGGCGACUCGGCACACAACAGGGCAGUGACCCUGCCACUGCAGCUCAGACAGGCGGCACACCGGUGAGCAACCCAGAAGCGAACGCAUUCACUCGCGAGAGCACUCAGCACGUCCAUCAUUCAUCGUCCGUCUGUGUGCGCGUUGCAGCCCAUCACUGAGGGUUUGGUUCGUCUGGAGGAGGAGCGCAUCGCAUCGCUGCACACACAGAUAGAUCAGGCAAGUGGCGCAUGAGAGGCCCAAUGGCAUCACUGCUGGUGUGCUCUCAUUCACUGUGUGUCUGUGUGUGUGUGCGAUGCCUGCAGGUCACACGAGAGGCUGCCGGUGUGCAGCAGCUCUUCAACACCACAGUCGCCGCACAGGUCAACCACACACGCACACACACACACACACACGAGAGCACUGCAGCCAUUACUCUCUCCCUGGUUGUCUGUGUGUGUAUGUGUGGUCCAGACGCCCUUUCCCACCAAGAAGUGGGUCAACGUCUCCGCCGCUCUCUCGUCGAAUGCUGAUGCAGGUGGAGAAGACGAGAAGGAGGGGUCGGGACCUUGCCCCCCGGCCCUCGAAGGGUCGAUUUCGGAGCUUUCAAGUCACUCAGUGAAGGUAAAGGGACGCAAGAGAAGCAGAUGAAGCUUGUAAAGCGCGUCACGAGCUGUUUGUGUCUGGUGUGUGCUCUCACAUCCCACAGAACUCGCUGAGACCUCAGGAGACUCACGAUGCAGUCCACUGGUGCGGCGCCCUCGCCUCAUCCCCUAGCCCUGCCCUCUUCCAGCCCGCCGACCUCUUUGACCUGUCAUUGCCCAUCAGCAAGAUGGACCGUAUGUUUAUGUCGACUGACGAUGCCAAACGAGCCGCUCUCCGCUCACAGAUUGUCACCCGCACUCGGCAACAGGAGCUGCUGGGCCACACUACGGAGACCGUCAACAGCACCCUGCUCAACGCCGUCCAGCAGCACAUCGACAAGGCCCUCAGUCGUCUCGGGCUGGCGGACGUGUUGGCUUUCGACAUUGGCGGUGACCUGGAGGCCGGCUUGAAGGUGGUCUAUGUGCUGGAGCAGGGCAGUGGCGAGGAGUGGCGGGCAAUGGGUCGAUUCCUUCGGCUGGCCUUCAUCUACCGACUCACCCCUGCUGAUGUGGCCCCGCCUCUCCGUCUGUCGGCCGACGCACUGCCCCCAGCCACGGCCUUCCAUCAGCUGCCCCUCGCCAUGUCCAUCUACAAGAUCAUCGGCCGCCAGCUGACAUACAACACACACAGCCUGACGCUGCAGCCAGCCGACGAAAACGGACACUAUCGGAUCGCCGACAUGGACCCGUUUCGCGUGGUGGCGUUGAGAGAGCUGCCGGGCGGCCAUCCCUAUGCCGACAGCUACAAGCGCACGGAUCCCGUCAUCCGACGGGGCAGCAGCAACAUACUCUUCCGUUCAUUCUCGGCAUUCCUGCUAGACGCGCUUCUCGACCAGUGGUCGAAUGGAGAGGGAGUGUGCCAUAGGAUGGUGCAGGGUGCGUUCAUCGACAUUGAUGACCCUCGGUAUCGCUGUCUGCUGACCGACGACAUCACAGAGGAUUUGGGCAUCGCCGUCGACUAUCGCAGCGGUUGCUUCGAAAUUGACUGUCGUCGUGUGAUUGUGAGCGGCUGGCGACGGGGCGAGACCAUUGCGGCGUAUCUGUGGGUCAAGUUUGCGACGAAUUUUUGGGUCAAGCCGGGCGUCAUCGACCUGUGGACGACCGAGGGCCCCGCAUGCGCAUCGUUCCCCGAAGGCUACCCUCUGUCGAUGCCCCGAUGGCGUCCUGCGCUGCGGCGAUUCGAGCUCGACACUGACGUCAUCGACAAAGGUGGUCGAUGGGUACUAGCGCCGACAGGCGAGGAGGGGAGCCCGCUCCAGUACCAGGGGUGGGGACUGGAGGACACAGACGUGGGGCCACUCAAGUGACGGACAGACAGACCGGACUCACAGUCCAUCGAUCCAUACGCACGUGUGCGUGAAGGGUAUAGGGGGCUGUAGCUGCUGAGACGGUCUAUAGGGGGCUGGGUCGAUUGAUUCGUGUGCACACAUGGGGUGGGAGCAAAUGGCUGACUGAUCGAAGGACAUGAAUUCACUCGAAUGCCAGUGCACAUCAAAA
Molecule: messenger RNA, 2580 nt
Organism: Vitrella brassicaformis
Lineage: Eukaryota; Vitrellaceae
Source: the annotation of a GenBank genome assembly